CCGACUCGCGCCAUCAUGUCCUCGAUUUUCGGUUCGAACCAAACGCAUCUCCCCCCCAGUCCCCCUGGCCUGCCCAUCCUCGGACAUCUCACCAAGAUCCCCUCCACCGAGCAGUGGAAGUACUUCCUCAAAAUAUCCGACGAGCUCCGCUGCAAGCUCACGACAUACAAGGUCCUCAACCAGACGAUCAUCGUGCUCAACUCGAAGGAGUCCAUCGAGGCGCUGUUCACGAAGAAGCAGGAUGUGUACGCGAGCAAGCCCCCGCGCAAGAUGUCGGAUAUCUCGGACCUGACGAUGACCCUGCCGUUCAUGGACCCUGGAGAGGUGUUCACGAACGCGCGCAAACAGUUCCACCAGGGGAUCGGACAGGCCGAGGUCGGGACGUACAAUACCGAUUACGAGGUCGCGUCACGGAGCCUCAUCAAGACACUGUCCGGGAACCUGGAAUGCAAAAACCUGACGGAGACGAUCGACGACUCUCUCGGCCACGUCUUCCUCAAGGUCUCAACAGGGUACAACGGCCCGGAGACCGACUCUGUGCUCAAGCAGAUGAACGAUCUCGCGCACUUUGCUGCCGACGUUCUCGGUGACAAAUACCAGAUCUUCGACAUUCUCCCAUUCCUGGCGUCGGUACCGAAGUCGGUGCCUGUCAUCGGCCCAAAAAUCAAGCUCGGCAAGCAGUGGAAGAACAACCUCCACUCGAUAGCUGCGACGACAGUGCGCUUGACGCAGGAGAGCCAAAAGCAGGAGACGGUGUCCGUGAUGUCGAACGUGUACAAAGCGCAGGGCGCCGCGGCGGACGGCGACGAGCAGUCGAAGAUGAUCGCAGUGACGAUGAACGCAGGCGGCAUGCUCGCGUCCGAAUCGGCCACUCUCACCUUCCUGCUCGCCAUGGCGCAGCACCCUGAUGUACAGAAGCGCGCACAGGCGCAGGUCGACUCCGUGUGCGGGGACAGGCUGCCGACGAUGGCCGACCGGCCACAUCUGCCAUACGUCGACGCGGUGCUUUCGGAGGUUCUGCGGUGGGUGUCCAUCGCGCCCGUCAUUGCGCGGGAGGUGACCGAGGACGACCACUACGACGGCUUCCUCAUCCCCAAGGGCGCGACGAUCAUGGCGAACAACUACGCGAUCUCGCGGGACGCGGAGGUCUUCCCCGACCCCGAGUCCUUCGUCCCCGCGCGCUUCCUCGACGAGUCCGGCCAGAAGCUCCGCCAGGACGUCCUGCACCCGAUGGAGUUCGCGUUUGGGUUCGGGCGGCGGACGUGCCCGGGGCGCUACCUCGCGGACGCGCUGCUGUUCAGCCACUUUGCGCAUAUCCUGAAGGUGUUCGACGUGGCGCUCCCGUCGGAGAGCGAGAAGGCGAAGAGGGCGGCGGACGCGGAGCUGAAGGUGAAGAGCAAUGGCGCUGCGUGUCGGCUGGAGUCCGUCUAUGUCACGCUCGCUCCGCGGUCUGCAGAGGCCACGGUGCUCAUCAACCAAAAUGCCCCAUCGACAAAUGGGCAGGCGGACGGCCAUGCUAAUGGUCACGCACACUGAUUGGCAGCCCCUUAUUUAUGAUCCGACGACUGCAGCAUGUCCUCACGUCUCUACGUCCGCUCCACGCCUGGAACUCCUACGAUCCCCAGCUCGCAUAGCAUAUUCGCGAUCACAAUGCACUUCACGGUGCUAAUCUCUCUUCAGCUAAGAUGUCCUGAAUCACGGUAUCUCUCCCACCACCUCUGCAUCCCAAUUGUUGCGCUUAUGUUACCUUAGUCACGACCAAUCAUACCAUAAGAGUAUCCUUGUCGGGGUUACUCCCCGUCAAAUCGCAUGUUUUUCAGUCCCGACUCCCAAUGAUUUAUUUCUUCCCC
Molecule: messenger RNA, 1850 nt
Organism: Dichomitus squalens LYAD-421 SS1
Lineage: Eukaryota; Fungi; Basidiomycota; Agaricomycetes; Polyporales; Polyporaceae
Product: cytochrome P450
Exons: 8
Coding region: 16-1536 (506 amino acids)
Molecular function (GO): iron ion binding; heme binding; oxidoreductase activity, acting on paired donors, with incorporation or reduction of molecular oxygen
Source: RefSeq, a predicted model, not a curated record